CCCCCACUCCCAGCCCACAUCCCUGCUUGUCUUCCUCCGGAGGAUUUUGGUUCCUGCAAGGGCGACGUCUCUCUCCUGCAUCAGCUUUUCUUCCAGGUCUAAAGCUUGAGCUCGUGUCUCAAAUGGAGCAAGGGGAAGAAUCAUGGGUACCAGAUUUGCCAGAACAGGGUGAAGCAGAAGUUUCGGGUACCAAAUCAAGCAUCGCGUUGGCAGAUAACUGGAUGAAAAGAAAUGUGUGCACCAAGUGUGGGAAAUGUUUUAUGCACAAAUUUGGCCUGCAGAGACAUCAGCAAACCCAUGUAGAAGAGGACAGGUCCACCACAGAGACACUUUAUGAAUGUACUGUAUGUGGAAAACAUUUUGCCAAGAGUAUGGCGCUUCUGAUUCACAAGAAAGUCCACAGUAGGAAAAAAAGCUUUAGAUAUAGAAAAUCUGGGAAACAAACAGAUUGCAAGUUACGGCUUACAAGUCGUCAGAGAUUCCAUCAAGGAGAGAAACCAUACAAAUGCCAAGAGUGCGGGAAAGCUUUUGCUCAUAGCUCACUGUUUCUGAAGCAUAAGAGAGUCCACACAGGAGAGAAACCAUACAAGUGCCAGGAGUGUGGGAAAUGUUUUGCUGAAAACACAAACCUUCUUAUCCACCACAGGGUGCACACAGGAGAGAAACCAUACAGAUGUCAGGAGUGUGGGAAAUGCUUUGCUCAGAAUUCAACUCUUCUGAUCCACCGGAGAGUCCACACUGGGGAGAAGCCAUACAAGUGUCAGGCAUGUGGAAAAGGUUUUGCUCAGAAUUCAAACCUUCUGAUCCAUCAAAGAGUCCAUACAAGAGAAAAACCAUACAAAUGCCAGGAGUGCGGGAAAUGUUUUGCUCAGAAUUCAAACCUUGUGAUCCACCAGAAAGUCCACACAGGAGAAAAAACAUGUAAGUGUCAUGAGUGUGGAAAGUAUUUUGCGCAUAAAGCACAGCUUCUGAAGCAUAAAAGAAUCCACACAGGAGAGAAACCAUAUGAAUGUAAGGAUUGUGGGAAAUGUUUUGCUUAUAAUUCGCUCCUUCUGAUCCACCAAAGAGUCCACACAGGGGAGAAACCAUAUAAAUGCCAGGAGUGUGGGAAAUGUUUUGCUUGUAAUUCACAUCUCGUGACUCAUCAGAGGAUUCACACAGGAGAAAAACCAUACAUAUGUCAGGAGUGCGGGAAAUGUUUUGCUCAGAAUUCAAACCUUCUUAUCCACCAGAUUGUUCACACAGGAGAAAAAACAUAUAAAUGUCAGGAAUGUGGAAAAUGUUUUGCUCACAGUUCACAACUUAUGAAACAUCAGAGAAUCCACACAGGAGAGAAGCCGUACAAAUGUCCAGAGUGUGGGAAAUGUUUUGCUCAGAUUUCAAAUCUUCUGAUCCAUCGGAGAUUGCACACAGAGGAGAAAACAUACAAAUGCUAUGAAUGUAAGAAAUGUUUUGCUCAUAGUUCACAACUUAUGAAGCAUCUGAGAAUCCAUACAGGAGACAAACCACACAAAUGUCAGUUUUGUGGGAAAUGUUUUGCAUAUACUUCACUUCUUCUGAUCCACCAGAGAGUCCACACAGGAGAGAAACCAUACAAAUGCCAAGAGUGUGGAAAGUGUUUUGCUUGUAACUCUCACCUUGUGACUCAUCAGAGAAUUCACACAGGAGAAAAACCAUACAAAUGCCAGGACUGUGGGAAAUGUUUUGCCCAUAGUUCACAGCUUGUGAAGCAUAGAAGAGUUCACACAGGAGAAAAACCAUACAAAUGCCUGGAAUGUGAGAAAUGUUUUGCUCACAGCUCACAGGUUGUGAAGCAUAAGAGAGUCCACACAGGAGAAAAACCAUACAAAUGUCAGGAAUGUGGAAAAUGUUUUGCUCAGAAUUCACACCUUGUGAGCCAUCAAAGAGUGCACACAGGAGAGAAACCAUUCAAAUGUAAUGAGUGUGGGAAAAGUUUUGCUCAUAGUUCACACCUAGUGAAGCACCAGAGAAUUCAUGCACGAGAUAAACCCUUCAAAUCCCAGUAACAUGAAAAUGUUUUGUUUGCAGUUCAGAUUUCACAUGUUGUGAGACACCAGAAAGUUUCAGAGGAAGUCAACAAGGACAAUAAGGAGACUAAAAAAACAAGCCCUAUGAGGAAAGACUGAAAGAACUGGGCAUAUUUAGUAUUGAGAA
Messenger RNA from Pogona vitticeps (central bearded dragon), 2175 nucleotides. RefSeq lists its product as uncharacterized. Gene Ontology annotation, molecular function: DNA-binding transcription repressor activity, RNA polymerase II-specific; RNA polymerase II cis-regulatory region sequence-specific DNA binding. Gene Ontology annotation, cellular component: nucleoplasm. The record is from RefSeq and is a predicted model, not a curated record. Lineage: Eukaryota; Metazoa; Chordata; Lepidosauria; Squamata; Agamidae. Gene Ontology annotation, biological process: regulation of immune system process; regulation of cytokine production; negative regulation of transcription by RNA polymerase II.